This is a messenger RNA of Arachis duranensis, 1560 nucleotides long. RefSeq lists its product as uncharacterized. The coding region runs from base 277 to 1293 and encodes 338 amino acids. The record is from RefSeq and is a predicted model, not a curated record. Gene Ontology annotation, molecular function: protein serine/threonine kinase activator activity. Lineage: Eukaryota; Viridiplantae; Streptophyta; Magnoliopsida; Fabales; Fabaceae. Gene Ontology annotation, biological process: intracellular signal transduction. The transcript is spliced from 11 exons.
AAAAAGUUUCCAACUUUCCACUGCGAUGCUUCUUCAUCUAUGAAGAUCGGGGGAAAAUGUGAAAUGGCUCAUCAUCAUGGAUGAUCCAUAAUAAAAAACGAAUAAUGAAUAAUCAUGUUGAAUAAUUGAAUCAGAAAAAAGAAAGAAAGAGAGAAAAAUUCAAAAGAAGAAGAAGAAGAAGAAAGCAACGCUGCAUCAGCAGCACCAUUAUUUUUUUUUUCCAUUUCCCCAAGUUGAACAGAGAAAAAGGGAAAGAUUGAGAAAGCGUUCGUCGUGAUGUCUUUCUUCUUCAAAGCCUCUCGGCCGAAAACGCCGCAGGAGGUGGCGAAGGCCAUCAAGGAGAGCCUCAUGGCCCUUGAUACCAAAACCGUUGCUGAAGUUAAAGCCCUUGAGAAGGCUUUAGAGGAAGUUGAAAAGAAUUUUGCAACGAUGAGAACCAUGCUUUCUGGAGAUGGAGAGUCAGAACCAAAUCUGGAACAGGUUUCACAGCUAGUGGAGGAACUCUGCAAGGAGGAUGUUCUGACUCUUAUAAUUCACAAGCUUCCUACACUUGGAUGGGAAGCAAGAAAGGAUUUAGUUCAUUGUUGGACAAUAUUAUUGAAACAUAAGGUUGAUGACAAGCAUUGCUGCGUAGAAUACGUUGAACAACACCUUGAAUUGCUAGACUUUCUUGUUGUAUGUUAUGAUAAUAAAGAAAUUGCCUUGACAUGUGGCACAAUGUUGAGGGAGUGCAUCAAGUUUCAAACACUUGCAAAGUACAUAUUGGAAUCUGCAACCUUUGUGUUGUUCUUUAAAUUUGUAGAGUUGCCUACGUUCGAUGUUGCAUCUGAUGCAUUUUCUACCUUUAAGGAUCUUCUCACUAAGCAUGCAAAUGUAGUAUAUCAAUUUUUGACAGCUCACUAUGAUGAGUUCUUUGAUCUAUACGAGAAACUCUUAACAUCACCUAAUUAUGUCACGAGGAGGCAGUCUUUAAAGCUUCUUUCGGAUUUUCUCUUGGAAGCUCCCAAUUCUCAAAUAAUGAGGCGAUACAUAUUAGAAGUUCGUUACCUGAAAGUCAUGAUGACUUUGUUGACGGAUUCAAGUAAAAACAUUCAAUUAUCAGCUUUCCACAUAUUCAAGGUUUUCGUUGCUAAUCCCAAUAAGCCUCAAGACAUAAAACUUAUCUUGGCGAAGAACCGGGAGAAGCUGGUAGAUCUGCUUCAGAAUCUGUCUCCGGGAAAAGGUGCAGAAGACGAGCAAUUUGAAGAGGAAAAGGAGUUUAUCAUCAAGGAAAUUGAAAAAAUAUCAGUCUAAUUUAAUACACCUCAGCAGUGUUUGAUUCUGUAACAAGAUUCUUUUUUACUUGUACAAAGCUAAUUUCAUGCAGUGAGCCAGUGACUAUUGCCAUUUGUGUGUGUGUUUUUUCUUCUUUUCUUCUUUCUUCUGUUUUUUCUGUGUCAUGCUCAUAACCUCUGUGAAGGUUUAUUGAGGUUGUAAACGUUGGCAACAAAGACAAGCAUUAAAAAAAAGCUAAAAGUGCAUUUUUGUAAAUAAAGCUGAAUAUAAAGUUUUAACGAGAAA